This is a messenger RNA of Cicer arietinum (chickpea), 686 nucleotides long. RefSeq names its product histone H3.2. The record is from RefSeq and is a predicted model, not a curated record. Gene Ontology annotation, cellular component: nucleosome. Gene Ontology annotation, molecular function: structural constituent of chromatin; DNA binding; protein heterodimerization activity. Lineage: Eukaryota; Viridiplantae; Streptophyta; Magnoliopsida; Fabales; Fabaceae.
UCAAUUUCAUCGCUUCUCAGUUUUCCUUCUUACGCUCUUUCCUCAAACAAUUUUACUCUCUCAUUUCUUUCUGUUCAAAAUGGCUCGUACCAAGCAAACAGCACGCAAAUCCACCGGAGGCAAAGCUCCAAGGAAACAACUAGCAACAAAAGCCGCUAGGAAAUCUGCUCCGGCGACCGGAGGAGUGAAGAAGCCACACAGAUUCCGUCCAGGAACAGUUGCAUUGAGGGAAAUCAGAAAGUAUCAGAAGAGCACAGAGCUUCUGAUAAGGAAGCUUCCAUUCCAAAGAUUGGUUAGAGAAAUCGCACAGGAUUUCAAAACAGAUCUGAGAUUCCAAAGCAGUGCAGUUUCUGCUCUUCAAGAAGCCGCUGAAGCGUAUCUUGUUGGUUUGUUUGAAGAUACUAACCUUUGUGCAAUUCACGCUAAGAGAGUUACUAUUAUGCCUAAGGAUAUUCAACUUGCAAGAAGAAUUAGAGGCGAGAGGGCUUAGAUUUUAUUACAACGAGUCGAAUUUCACAGACGUUAAUAAUUAGGGUUAUGUUAAUUGUUUUUGUUUAGUUUAUGGUUUUUCGAUAUGGAUAUUAACCUAUUGUAACAAUGCCCUGAUUUUCUGUGUUUGUUCAGAAUAUGAAUCUACUUGUUAUUGUAAGAUGAAUCUUGUUAAUUGAUUGGAAAAAUUGAUUUAA